Leptonychotes weddellii (Weddell seal) is the source of this 1280-nucleotide messenger RNA. Lineage: Eukaryota; Metazoa; Chordata; Mammalia; Carnivora; Phocidae. The record is from RefSeq and is a predicted model, not a curated record.
GGUUGACUGACGUUGUUGGGACAAAAUCGGGGGAAGCAGUUGGGGGACAGGUGGCCAAUCUAACCUCACUCCUGCUUUCAGAGUAUGAGAUAGAGAGGUCAUUCUUUCUGCGGAUGAAGUGUGUCUUGGCGAAAAGAAACGCGGGCCUGACAUGCAGCGGAUACAAGGUCAUCCACUGCAGUGGCUACUUGAAGAUCAGGCAGUAUAUGCUGGACAUGUCCCUGUAUGACUCGUGCUACCAGAUCGUGGGGCUGGUGGCCGUGGGCCAGUCGCUGCCGCCCAGUGCCAUCACAGAGAUCAAGCUGCAUAGUAACAUGUUCAUGUUCAGGGCCAGCCUCGACCUGAAGCUGAUCUUCCUGGAUUCCAGGGUGACCGAGCUGACCGGGUAUGAGCCACAGGACCUGAUCGAGAAGACCCUCUACCAUCACGUGCACGGCUGUGACGUCUUCCACCUCCGCUACGCACACCACCUCCUGCUGGUGAAGGGCCAGGUCACCACCAAGUACUACCGGCUGCUGUCCAAGCUGGGUGGCUGGGUGUGGGUGCAGAGCUACGCCACUGUCGUGCACAACAGCCGCUCGUCCCGGCCACACUGCAUCGUGAGUGUCAAUUAUGUCCUCACGGAUAUCGAAUACAAGGAACUGCAGUUGUCCCUGGACCAGGUGUCUACGUCCAAGUGCCAGGACUCCUGGAGGACUGCCUUGUCUACCUCACAAGAAACUAGGAAAUUAGCUAAACCCAAAAAUACGAAGAUGAAGACAAAGCUGAGAACAAACCCUUACCCCCUACAGCAAUACAGCUCGUUCCAAAUGGACAAACUGGAAUGCAGCCAGCUGGGAAACUGGAGAGCCAGCCCCCCGGCGAACGCCCCGGCGCCCCCAGAACAGCAGCUCCAUUCAGAAAGCAGCGACCUUUUGUACGCCCCGUCCUACAGCCUGCCCUUCUCCUACCAUUAUGGACACUUCCCUCUGGACUCUCACGUCUUCAGCAGCAAAAAGCCAAUGUUGCCGGCCAAAUUCGGGCAGCCCCAAGGAUCCCCGUGUGAGGUGGCACGCUUUUUCCUGAGCACCCUGCCAGCCAGUGGUGAAUGCCAGUGGCAUUACGCCAACCCCCUAGUGCCUAGCAGCCCGUCUCCAGCUAAAAACCUCUCCGAGCCACCGGUGAACACUGCUCGGCACGGCCUCGUGCCAAACUAUGAAGGUGGGUCUGUUCGCACGAGGGGAGGGGGCAGGACUGUGAACAGCAGCGGUGGUGGCGGUGGGUGGCAGAUGGAAAGCUGA